Cydia amplana is the source of this 3209-nucleotide messenger RNA. RefSeq lists its product as uncharacterized. Lineage: Eukaryota; Metazoa; Arthropoda; Insecta; Lepidoptera; Tortricidae. The transcript has a single exon. Bases 36 to 3209 code for a protein of 1057 amino acids. The record is from RefSeq and is a predicted model, not a curated record.
UAUAAGGAUAUUUACGUGAAAUUUGGUGAAACAAAAUGUCAAAUAUGGAACAAUUAAUAAGUGUGUUACAAGAUACGGCAACUAUAUUACAAAAAACUCAAACAAAUCUCAAGAAAUGUCCUAAAGCACGACUUACAAAGGGGUAUCUCGAGUCGCGAUUAAAAAGCAUAGAACAUUACUGGAGUAUAUUUCAAAGUGCGCAUCAAGACCUUCUUAAGUGUACACCGACGGACAAGCGAAUGGAUAUACCUUAUUUGGUUAAUGAAGAUUACUACAUUUAUGAAGACUUGUACUUCUGCUUAAGUGGCGAUAUAAAAGACAUGUUAUCAUCAUUUUCGAGUGGUAAAUGCAAUCAUACUGCCAGUACUGCCACUGACAGUGCUAUAACUGGAGAUAAAGUGAAGUUACCUCGCGUACAGCCACCAGUUUUCAGCGGCAGUUAUGAAGAUUGGCCAACGUUUCAAGACAUAUUUGAGUCACUUAUACACAACAACAGCUCGUUAAGCGACGUCGUGAAGUUCCAUUUUUUGAAAAAUAGUGUCAGUGGCGAAGCACAAGCUUUACUUAAGAACAUACAAGUAACAGACGCUAAUUACGAAGAAGCUUGGAAGACUUUAAAGAAUCGUUACGGAAACAAAAGAAUAAUUGUUAAUGCUAUUAUGAAAAGAUUAUUUUCGCAGAAAAAGAUAUACUCGCAAACUUCUAACCAAAUCAAAUCACUUUUAGACACAACUACGGAGUGUUUGAACAGUCUAAGCAACCUUAAGGUAUCAGUUGAAUCCUGGGAUCCUAUGAUAGUGCAUUUGAUUGUGUUGAAACUUGACACAGAGACUCACAAGGACUGGGAAGAAUAUUCCUUUAAGAGUACACCGGAUGACUUACCUAAGUGGUCUGAAUUGAGGACUUUUCUUGAAACCAAAUUCCGUACUUUGGAAUUUAUUCACCAGACUACUUCGGCCGCUCCUUCAGUUUCUCGACCGGCUACGCAGAAAACCUUUCAUUUGACUUCGCCAGCUCCUUCUAAUGAACAAAGUAGCUUGAAUACAACACCACCGGCGACUUCAAGUAGAACGUGCAUCAAGUGUAAUGAUAAUCACACGCUGAGUCACUGUAAGGAUUUUGCCAAUAUGGACGUAACUGAAAGAACUGACUACGUGAAAACAAACAAUUUAUGUUAUAACUGCCUACUCAGUGGCCACUCCGUGUUCAAGUGUCGUUUACCAACAUCCUGCCAAAUCUGUCAUAGACGUCAUCAUUCUCUACUACACCAUACAAAGAACGAAACUAUAAAGGCAUAUCUUAGUCAGAUGGAAGAAAAUAAUGAUGAUGACGUACCAAAAGAAGAAGUAGAAGAUGAUAUCACUGUAGCAACGCACUUCAUUGCUCAAAAUUCAGAUGCUUUAUUAGCUACAGCGCUUGUCCUAGUAAAGGGUGAGAAGGGGCAAGUGCUCACACUGCGGGCUUUGAUUGAUCAGGGUUCCGAAGCGAACUUCAUCACGGAGCGAGCCGUGCAAAUGAUGAAACUACACAAGACACCUGUCAGGGGUUCAGCCACGGGACUCGAAUCAACUAAGACCUCAGUGAACAGUAUGGUACAGUGUGAGCUUCAGUCAAGAUUUGACACUGAUUUCAACCUAAACAUCAAUGCAUUUGUCUUAUCUACUCGAGUAACCGCUGAACUCCCAUCAAAAGCACACACCAAGACUCACCACGCUUGGCAGCACCUUAAUGGACUCGAUCUGGCAGACCCGAACUACCAUCAACCAGGUCGAGUAGACAUGCUUCUAGGCGUUAAGGUCUAUGCAAAAAUUUUAAUUAAUGGCUUAAUCAAAGGUCCUCCAGGCUCACCAUGUACACAAAAUACAAGCCUUGGAUGGAUUGUAUUCGGAGACGCUGAAGGCAAUUCUUCAAAAAAUAUUGUUGUCAUGCAUCAGAAACUCGACUUAGACCUUCUGGUAAAAAACAUGUGGGAACUGGAUUCAGCAGAAAAACCAGAACUUACAGCAGAUGAGAAACUUUGUGAAUCUAUUUAUGAAAAUACAACUACCAGAACAAAAGAAGGAAGAUAUGUAGUGAAACUUCCCACAAGAACAGAGAAAAUAAUGUCAACAGAAGGAGAAACAAAAGACAUAGCACUGAGAAGAUUCAAACAACUAGAACGAAAAUUCGAAAAGGACGAAACAUUCAAAAAGGAAUACACCAAAGUCAUAGAAGAGUAUUCAACAUUGAAGCACAUGGAAGAAGUUCCAGACACUGAAAUAGAAGCCCCAUCAGUAUAUCUCCCACAUCAUGCUGUGAUUAGGAACGACAAGGACACAUCUAAAGUGAGAGCUGUGUUUGAUGCUUCAUCUAAAGGCAUAAACAAUAUUUCACUCAAUGAAGAGCUACUGGUGGGUCCACAGCUUCAAGAAGAUUUAAGGAACAUAAUCAUGAGAUGGCGUAUGAAGAAAAUCUGCUUCGUUGCAGACAUACAGAAAAUGUAUCGUCAAAUUUUGGUUACAAAACAAGAUGCAGAUCUGCAGCGUAUUCUUUGGCGCAAAUGUGCAGCAGACCCUAUUAAAGAAUACCGCCUGCUUCGUGUCACGUUUGGUACAGCAUCUGCGCCAUACUUAGCUGUGAAAACGUUACAAAGGGUCGCAGACGACGAAGGAAAACACCAUCCAGUAGCUGCAAAAACGAUUAAAGAAGAUUUCUACAUGGAUGACCUCAUGUCGGGCCAAGAUAACACAGAAGACGCUGUAGAUGUAGCCAAAAAUAUUGCAAAUAUUCUGAAAAACGGAGGAUUUGAUUUGCAGAAAUGGUCGUCUAAUAGCACCAGCUUUUUAAAGCAAUUCCCACCGGAUGAGAGAAACUGUAAUGUAAACAUGAAUAUCAACCUAGACGGAACUGUACGUGCACUGGGUAUCACUUGGAACAUGGGUGAAGACAGUUUUCAGUACAAACUUGAACUACCCCAGCAACCGAUAACUAUUACAAAGAGAAACAUACUAGCAGAAACGCAAAAACUGUUCGAUCCUUUGGGAUGGCUGGCACCAAGCAUAAUUCAAGCCAAGAUGCUUAUCCAGAAACUUUGGCUGCACCGAUCGAGUUGGGAUGAUGAAGUAGAACCUGAAAUAAAAGAAGAAUGGUUAAACAUAAGACACAAUUUUGAAAACUUAAGGGACGUCAAUAUACCAAGAUGGCUGCACACAACUAAACUGACUAGAUAA